AUGGAGGAGCCGCGAGGCGUUAAGUGGCGCGACACUUAUGGCGUGGGGGACGGUAGCAGCGCUAGCGCUCCGCCCUCCAGCGCCCCCAGCGCUCUCCGCCGUGGCUCGGCGAUUGACGCCGAUGCAGAUUGGUUCACUCAUGACAUGCACGUCCCUUCAAGCGUGCGCCUGAACCACCUGUUUGAGGCUGGCGGCAGCAAUGCGUCUAGCUCUGGCUGGAGCGAGCUGGACUUGGAGGUUGAGCGGCUGGCGCAG
Messenger RNA from Monoraphidium neglectum, 255 nucleotides. RefSeq lists its product as hypothetical. The record is from RefSeq and is a predicted model, not a curated record. The transcript has a single exon. NCBI's taxonomy places the organism in Eukaryota, Viridiplantae, Chlorophyta, Chlorophyceae, Sphaeropleales, Selenastraceae. The annotation marks the transcript as partial.